Arachis stenosperma is the source of this 2807-nucleotide messenger RNA. RefSeq names its product photosystem I P700 chlorophyll a apoprotein A1. Bases 302 to 2554 code for a protein of 750 amino acids. The record is from RefSeq and is a predicted model, not a curated record. Lineage: Eukaryota; Viridiplantae; Streptophyta; Magnoliopsida; Fabales; Fabaceae. The transcript has a single exon. Gene Ontology annotation, cellular component: membrane; thylakoid. Gene Ontology annotation, biological process: photosynthesis. Gene Ontology annotation, molecular function: metal ion binding.
AAUCCCGGUUGCACAAAAAAAUUAUUGAAUUUCAAUUCAAAGUCCAGAAGGAGUUUUAGAGGAUUCAAAAAGGUCCGUUGAGCGCCUAUAUCUUAUGUCAUAAUAGAUUCGAACACUUGCCCCGGAUUAACUUCCGGAUCAUAAUUGUUCUAGUGAAUAACUAAAGAAAAAAAUUGGAAUAGAUAGAUGGGAGAUAGAAUAGAAAGAAACUCAAUAUAAAAAUCUCUCAAAAGUUCACUAAUCUUUUUUUUUUAUAUUGGCAGGUCUCUUUGUAUGUGUUGUCCGGAAGGAGGAGGACUCAAUGAUUAUUCGUUCGCCGGAACCAGAAGUAAAGAUUUUGGUAGAUAGAGAUCCCAUAAAAACUUCUUUCGAGGAAUGGGCAAAACCCGGUCAUUUCUCAAGAACAAUAGCUAAGGGACCCGAUACUACUACUUGGAUUUGGAACCUACAUGCUGAUGCUCAUGAUUUCGAUAGCCAUACUAGUGAUUUAGAGGAGAUUUCCCGAAAAGUAUUUAGUGCCCAUUUCGGCCAACUCUCCAUCAUCUUUCUUUGGCUUAGUGGCAUGUAUUUCCAUGGUGCUCGUUUUUCCAAUUAUGAAGCAUGGCUAAGUGAUCCAACUCACAUUGGACCUAGUGCCCAAGUGGUUUGGCCAAUAGUGGGCCAAGAAAUAUUAAAUGGUGAUGUUGGCGGGGGUUUCCGAGGAAUACAAAUAACCUCCGGUUUUUUCCAGAUUUGGCGAGCAUCUGGAAUAACUAGUGAAUUACAACUUUAUUGCACCGCAAUUGGUGCAUUAGUAUUUGCAGCCUUAAUGCUUUUUGCUGGUUGGUUUCAUUAUCACAAAGCUGCUCCAAAAUUGGCUUGGUUCCAAGAUGUAGAAUCUAUGUUGAAUCACCAUUUGGCAGGAUUACUAGGACUUGGAUCUCUUUCUUGGGCCGGGCAUCAAGUACAUGUAUCUUUACCAAUUAACCAAUUUUUAAAUGCUGGAGUAGAUCCAAAGGAGAUUCCACUUCCUCAUGAAUUUAUCUUGAAUCGGGAUCUUUUGGCUCAACUUUAUCCCAGUUUUGCCGAGGGAGCAACUCCAUUUUUCACCUUGAAUUGGUCAAAAUACGCGGAUUUUCUUACUUUUCGUGGAGGAUUAGAUCCAGUAACUGGCGGUUUAUGGCUGACUGAUAUUGCGCACCAUCAUUUAGCUAUUGCGAUUCUUUUCCUGAUAGCUGGUCACAUGUAUAGAACCAACUGGGGGAUUGGUCAUGGUAUAAAAGAGAUCUUAGAGGCCCAUAAGGGUCCAUUUACAGGCCAGGGUCAUAAAGGUCUAUAUGAGAUCCUAACAACUUCAUGGCAUGCUCAAUUAUCUAUUAACUUAGCUAUGUUAGGCUCUUUGACUAUUGUUGUAGCUCACCAUAUGUAUUCUAUGCCUCCUUAUCCAUACCUAGCUACCGACUAUGGGACCCAACUAUCAUUGUUCACACAUCACAUGUGGAUUGGUGGAUUUCUCAUAGUUGGUGCUGCUGCGCACGCAGCCAUUUUUAUGGUAAGAGACUAUGAUCCAACUACUCGAUACAACGAUCUAUUAGAUCGUGUCCUUAGGCAUCGCGAUGCAAUCAUAUCACAUCUAAACUGGGUAUGCAUAUUUUUAGGCUUUCACAGUUUUGGUUUGUAUAUUCAUAAUGAUACCAUGAGCGCUUUAGGGCGCCCCCAAGAUAUGUUUUCAGAUACCGCUAUACAAUUACAACCCGUCUUUGCUCAAUGGAUACAAAAUACCCACGCUUUAGCACCGAACACAACGGCUCCUGGUGCAACAACAAGCACCAGUUUGACUUGGGGCGGUGGUGAUUUAGUGGCAGUGGGGGGCAAGGUUGCUUUGUUACCUAUUCCAUUAGGAACUGCAGAUUUUUUGGUCCAUCACAUUCAUGCAUUUACAAUUCAUGUAACGGUAUUGAUACUCCUAAAGGGUGUUCUAUUUGCUCGUAGCUCGCGAUUAAUACCGGAUAAAGCAAAUCUCGGUUUUCGUUUCCCUUGUGAUGGACCCGGAAGAGGAGGGACAUGCCAAGUAUCCGCUUGGGAUCAUGUCUUCUUGGGGCUAUUCUGGAUGUACAAUGCAAUUUCAGUAGUCAUAUUCCAUUUCAGUUGGAAAAUGCAGUCAGAUGUUUGGGGUACUAUAAGCGAUCAAGGGGUAGUUACUCAUAUCACAGGAGGAAACUUUGCGCAGAGUUCCAUUACCAUUAAUGGGUGGCUCCGCGAUUUCUUAUGGGCGCAAGCCUCCCAGGUAAUUCAGUCUUAUGGUUCUUCAUUAUCUGCAUAUGGUCUCUUUUUCUUGGGUGCCCAUUUUGUAUGGGCUUUUAGUUUAAUGUUUCUAUUCAGCGGGCGUGGUUAUUGGCAAGAACUUAUUGAAUCCAUCGUUUGGGCUCAUAAUAAAUUAAAAGUUGCUCCUGCUACUCAGCCUAGAGCCUUGAGUAUUGUACAGGGACGUGCUGUAGGAGUAACCCAUUACCUUCUGGGUGGAAUUGCCACAACAUGGGCAUUCUUCUUAGCAAGAAUUAUUGCAGUAGGAUAAUGGCUAGGAGGAUUUGAAAAGCAUUAUGGCAUUAAGAUUUCCAAGGUUUAGCCAAGGUUUAGCUCAGGACCCCACUACUCGUCGUAUUUGGUUUGGUAUUGCUACCGCACAUGACUUCGAGAGUCAUGAUGAUAUUACUGAGGAACGUCUUUAUCAAAAUAUUUUUGCUUCGCAUUUCGGACAAUUAGCAAUAAUUUUUCUGUGGACUUCCGGGAAUCUGUUUCAUGUAGCUUGGCAGGGAAAUUUUGAGACA